GAAUAAUAAUAAUUUGAUCCGCGUAGCUUCUAAUUUCCAAUUAAAUCUUGUUGUAAAAUCACGCAAGGUAAAAUCGGAGCACGUGUUGAUAGGCUUCUUUAAUAAUACUUGGAAAAGAUGACUGUCAAUUAUUGCGAUUAUUUAUUAAAAAAUGUUCACGAAGCUCUAGCUUUACCAGACAGCGGUGAAACAGUUCUGAUGCAAGGGGAUUAUGAGUACUGGCACUACGGUUGCGAUGGUUUCGAUGAUAGGGGUUGGGGAUGUGGAUACAGAACGCUGCAAACUAUUUGCUCUUGGAUCAUAAAGAAUGAGAACUUGGAAACUUGGGUUGUUCCAAGUAUUAAUACAAUACAACACACACUUGUUGCAACAGAGGAUAAAGACAAAACGUUUGCUGGAUCGAGAGAAUGGAUAGGGAGUUUCGAAAUAUCUAUUAUCAUAAAUCAGUUGUACGAUGUUCUUAGUAAAAUAAUUCACGUUCCGAGCGGAAAGGAAUUGACAAAUCAGGUAGAUAACAUUAAAGAGCAUUUCAAGCAAUUCGGCAGUCCAAUUAUGAUGGGCGGAGAUAGGGACUGCUCAAGCAAAUGUGUAGUAGGAAUACACAUUGGAAUUGGAGGUGUAUAUCUGCUAAUCGUAGAUCCGCACUUUGUCGGAAAAGCAAAAAGUGCAGAACAGUUAAGGAACAAUUGUUGGGUGAAAUGGCAAAAGCUGGAUGACUUUGUCGAUAGUUCGUUUUACAAUUUGUGUUUGCCACAGCUCAAGUAUCGCGGAUUAAUAAUUAAGAAUACUAUUUAGUUGGAAAUUAUAAUUUUCUAAAACACUGA
Linepithema humile (Argentine ant) is the source of this 824-nucleotide messenger RNA. It is a transcript of the gene Ufsp1, whose product is annotated as UFM1 specific peptidase 1. Lineage: Eukaryota; Metazoa; Arthropoda; Insecta; Hymenoptera; Formicidae. The record is from RefSeq and is a predicted model, not a curated record.